Messenger RNA from Cuscuta campestris, 2582 nucleotides. The record is from the annotation of a GenBank genome assembly. Lineage: Eukaryota; Viridiplantae; Streptophyta; Magnoliopsida; Solanales; Convolvulaceae.
GAAUAUUGCAAUUGCUGCAGCGCGCGCAAUAGCCUAUAUCUCAUUCUGGACACGCUAGUUUCUUCGAUUCUGGAACGACGACACACCCAAACUCCGGAGCUAGCCAUGAUCUCAGUCUAUGGUUAAUCAUGAAUGAUUCUGGAUUUAUUGGAAUCAAUAUCUGCAUACAAAAUCCUUGUCAGAUCUAUGUGAAUUGGCUAGCUGCUACAACCCUUAUUUGGUAGUAUCGAAUUCCUAAAGCCCUCCUUCUAAAGACAUCAUUCCAAACUUCAGUAGGAACUUGCAAAGGUUGAACUAGUCCAAGGUUGCAUCGGAAAUCAUUUUCUGUUCAAGAUAACUACCUCUUUGCAAGUGCACAAUUAUGUCUUCCAGAGAACGUAUGUAUAUCACAGGUGAUAGGUUGAGAAGUAUAGCAAGAUCUAACAAAAAUCAGACGCCAUCCAAGGAUUUCUUUACCAUGCGGAAGACAACAGAUUAUGAAAGGCAGAGGGAACUCAAUAUUGAAAGAAACAAUAAGAGGUUUCAGGAACUUGGGAUACCUGCGUUAGGUUCAUCAUUGAAAAGAGUCAAAGCAAAUGUUAUUGAGAAUAAUGUUGCUGAUGGGGAUGAUGAGUAUGUUCCAACAUACGAGGAGAGAAUGCAUGCUAAAGAUGAUGAGAGUAUUGCCUUAAAGAAAAACAGCACAUUGAAGACUUCAUUUAAAAACCCAAUCUCUCGACAAACCUCAAGUUCUAAGCCUCAUACUCAAAUGAUCUUUUCUGAUGAAAUGUUUGAAGCCUCUUCGAAUCCGGAAAUGACCAACCUUGCAACAAGUAUGGGGCGUAUUACUAGAGGAAAAGAAACAGGUGUGUCUGGAGUAGAAAGGCUGAACCAACAUCGCAUUCAUGCAUAUAAUUUGAAUGGAGGUGCAUCUGAAAGACAAGCUUCAAUAACAAGAUCAACCACUUCACAGAAUGAUUUUGUUAGAGUCCCUGAAAGAGAAGAAACAGGUAUGUUUGAAGUAGAAAGCCUUAACCAACAUCAUACUCAUGGAAGUAAUUUCGAUGGAGGUGCAUUUGAAAGACAAGCACCACCAACAAGAUCAACCACUUCACAGAGAGAUUUUCUCAGGGUCCAAGAAAGAGAUGAAGUAGCAGGCCUUCACGAAUAUCGGACUCCUGGAGACAUGGAUGGAGUUUCAUUUAAAAGACAAGCCCCAAUAACAAGAUCAAGGACUUCACAAAGAGAAAUUCUCCCAGUCCAUGAAAGAGGUAGUAGAACUACCAAUAUCUUAAUGAAUACAAGUGUUGGAGAUGAAAAUCAUAUGAACUCAUCCGUACAACAAGCUACUCCAGUACUUCGUGGGAAAACAAAAUGUCAAAACUGGAAGAGAAAAAGGGAUAUCAUUCCAAACAAAGUGGAGAUUGAAAUCCCACCCGAGCUUAAUCGUGUUGUCGGGAUGAACAGCACUCAAUUUAUUAGUGAAGCGAGUUAUUUGAUGAAGCAAUGCAUGCCUUUGGAUGUAGAGGAUUGGGGUCAUAUACAUCCCGAUAAAAAACGAAAGUAUUUCAUGAAAUUAAAGGAAUUAUUUAAAUUGCCUGAAGGGCAUCAUGGUAUAGAAAGUGGCGAGCAAACACCUGGUAUAGAAAGUGGCGUUACGAUUUGAGAAAAAAAGCCUAUUCUGAUCAUCCAACAGUUGCUGGUCGUCUUGCUAAUUGUCCUAGUGAAGUAGAUCCUGAAGAAUGGAAAUGGUUGGUGAGUUACUGGGAUAGUGAAAAGUUUAGGCGACGCAGUGAGACAAACAAAAAUAAUCAGAAGUCUCAAACAAUGUUGUCUAAAGUUGGCACAAAAUCAAUUGCAAGUUCCUUCUACGAUAUGCUACAAGCAAAGAAACCAGAUUCAGAUGAGUGUGAUGAAGAGAAUCUAUCAGAAACUGAACACGUGGAAGACAAACCAUACUAUUUGGCCCUAUGGGAAAUGUCUAAGAAACGUAAAAAUGGCACUUGGUCGGAUGAGUAUGCAGAGCAAGCGUAUGAUGAUCUCAAAGCAUUACAUCAGGAACAACUGGAUAAAUAUGGAGAAGAUAAUCUCACUCCACAAGAGGCUUUUGAGAUUGUCCUUAAACAUAAAAAAGGGUCAAAUCAUCAAAGGGGCAUGGGACAAGGAGUGUUGUCAUUUCAUUCUUAUGUGAAGAAGGAUAUUACAAAGGUUCAUGAGCAAGAGAGGAUUGAUACUGAAGUGAAUAAAAGAGUGUCUGAAAUUAAUGAAACUUAUGAAGCUCGUAUCCGUGCUCUAGAGGAAAGAUUGGCUUCUUUACCACGUUCAGAGGCAUCAGGUAAUUCAUCUCAGUAUGUUCAUUUCACUUCCAAGGAGCAUAGCCCCCUCGGAUGAUACAAGAUCAAGGGUGAAUAUGAAAGAUGCCAUUCAGUUUCUAUGACUUUGGUGGAAUUACAUUCGAGAUAGAUGUGACAAGAUGAAAUGAAAAGAUGAAGUUUAGAUGUUAAGCGUUUAUGAUACUAUAACAAAUUGUCAUGUUUAGUACUAUAUUUAUUUUAUGUCAAAACCCUAUUAUAUUAACAAUUGUGAACCUUUGAUAGUUUGGG